AUGCCUUCAAAAAUUUGUAUGUGUUGUAAUAAAUCGUUUAAAACCAACUUAAUGAUUCAAUGUUCGGUCUGCAAUAGACAUUAUCGACAUGCUUGUGUUAACAUAACAUCUGAGGAACUCCGUGUCCUGAGUGAUCCUGAUAAAGGAUAUAAUUGGUCUUGUUCAAGUUGUAGAGUAAUUGGAAAUCAAAUAAGCGAUAUGAAAAAAUUAAUUAUAUCACUUCAAAAUGAUAUUCAAGAGUUGAAAGCUGAAAAUGUGAAAAUACAACCUAGUUCACAGCAUAUGGAUUUAGAAGAAGUCAUCGAGGAACUUAACGACAGAAAUAGACGCAAGCAAAAUUUGGUCAUCUUUGGAGUUCCAGAUCACAGUCAACAGGGUGAAGUCGCUGAUGAUAAACUGGAGGUCAGCAAUGAAGAAAAAGAGAACAUCCCUUUAAGUUCAACAUCAAAACGUUCGUCGAGAUCGUCAUCUAGUAGUUCCAGUUCGUCUUCUAGCGUCAACAGUAGCAGUUCGUCAUCUUCUAGCAGCAGCUCUUCCUCUCGAUGUUGUUCACUGGAACAAGGACGAUUUGUUUCCCAUAUCUUAAAAGGUAAAGAAAUUGAAGCCCAGCCUCAGUCUUUAUUAUCUAGAACUACUUCACCUUCAAUACUAGAAUCCGUAAUUUUAACACCACGAACUCCAGCUGUACAUUACCGUAUAUCGCCAAUGAAUUCAGAAGAGAGUGAUGCUGAUAUUAGUGACAAUGAUCCCACUUAUAAUGAACAUCAAGGUAGAAAACGUUCGCCAAGCUCAUCUUCAAGUUCCUCUGAUGAUGGUACUUCUGAAGUAGUUGCAACAUCGCCCAGGAGAUCGAAGAAACGUAAAGCUGAUCCUACUAAAUGGAAGCAAAAUAACCAAAAGAUAAAACGAAAUGCAGGAGAACAAUACAUUUCUACUAAGACUAGAAACGUUGUUCCUGCGCGUCAAAUGAAGAGUCCAUGCAAUCAGAAAUGCAGAUUGAAAUGCAGCGAAAAUUUUGAUGAGGCUAAAAGACUUUAA
Diabrotica virgifera virgifera (western corn rootworm) is the source of this 1038-nucleotide messenger RNA. RefSeq names its product putative protein TPRXL. The coding region runs from base 1 to 1038 and encodes 345 amino acids. The transcript is spliced from 2 exons. Lineage: Eukaryota; Metazoa; Arthropoda; Insecta; Coleoptera; Chrysomelidae. The record is from RefSeq and is a predicted model, not a curated record.